AUGUCUGCCAACCACUUCAUGAAAACCGAGGAGCGCCCCACACUCCCUCCUCUUCACACGCUCAACCUACCGAUGUGCUCACGCCCAUCGCGAGCUAAUGUAAAAUACGAACAUCACGAUAAUCUGCGACCCAUGCCUUCGCAAGUGCCUCGCACCUGCCAUAUCCGUCAGGUCUCUUCCUCGUCUUCGCAUACGAACGCGUCGCGCAACACCUCUCCCUCUCCCUCCGAAUGCGACUCGGACGUCAGCCCGCUCGAAAUUCCUUCGAAGCAGACGAAAUUCCGUCUCGAACCUUGCGAGUUCGCAGCUGCCGACGCCGUCAUCCUCGUCCCGCCUCCUGGCACCUCGUAUGCCGGUGCAGGUUACAACUACGUUCCCCGUGAGGGAAAACCACAGGGCCUUCUCCUCGUCGGACAGGCGCUGCAGCACGUUCGCCACCCCGAGCGCCACAUCGCGAAAGGCGCCAGGAUCCAUCCAUACCGCAUCGCACGGAGCGCCCACCCGAACACGGGCGCCUCAAGACGGUCCUCGGUCAUUUCGAUAACCGCCUUCAACCCCACCCAAUGA
Molecule: messenger RNA, 567 nt
Organism: Cyclocybe aegerita
Lineage: Eukaryota; Fungi; Basidiomycota; Agaricomycetes; Agaricales; Hemipholiotaceae
Source: the annotation of a GenBank genome assembly